AUGGUAACUGAAGAUCGGGAGAGGAGAAUAGAAUCUCGCAUUAGGGGUGCUGGUAGACGAGUUAAAGUGGAAGAUUUUGUCAUUGGAGAUUCUUUGCCUGAUAUUGGCUCUUCUGAAUCACAAAUUACAAAGAAUGAUCGUUUGUUAUCCCCUGCACAGAUCACAGCUGGUGGUCGCAACAAACGCUUGAUCAAACAAGAGUCAAGAUCAAAAGAGCUCAAAAAAGUGGAACAAAUGUCUCCUUUGCAUAUUCUCCAGCAAGUUUCUGAAGAAGUGACUCCAGAUAUAAGAACACCAAAUGAUGCAAACACAGGACAAUCUUCACCCUUAGAGGAUGUUAUUCCUCCUACCAAAAGUAGCCAAAAAACCAAGCCCCAGGUCUCAGCUACCAAGAAAAGACAGAGAAAGUCCAGUUUAUCGAAUUCAAAGUCGACAAUUGAUCUUUUACAGCUUAUUUGUUCAAGAUUUCUCCAAGCUUAUCCAACCAAUGCACAUAUUGAACGACUUGCCCUAUCAAAGUUUGGAAAUUUAACGAAUGCACAAUUCUCUUUAAUAGCAGAUCUCAAUAAAACAAGAACAUCGUUAUCCAAGAAAGUGUCUCAAGUACACCAAUCGAAACAAAACACAAGAAAAAAACUAUUGGAACUUAGACAUCAACAUUCCCUGCUAAGGCAACAAAUAGAAAAGAAAAGAGCCGACUUCAAAUCUCACAAAAAGACAUUCAAUGACGCCAUGAAUGUUGAAUCACAAUUAAGAGAGGUGGGCAACUCAUUGACUGACCCAACCCACUGGAAGCCAGCUCGCAAGACAGCCGGACAAUGGGAGCAUGUUAUGGGGAGAAUUUCCAAGGUGCAAAAGAUAAUGGACAGUGAUUCCGGCCUGGUGCAGAAACUACGGCGUUUGAACGGAAAAUUGGAACGUAUAUAA
Messenger RNA from Komagataella phaffii GS115, 927 nucleotides. RefSeq lists its product as hypothetical. The transcript has a single exon. Bases 1 to 927 code for a protein of 308 amino acids. Lineage: Eukaryota; Fungi; Ascomycota; Pichiomycetes; Pichiales; Pichiaceae. The record is from RefSeq and is a predicted model, not a curated record.